AUGGUCUUGAUAUUUAUCUGGCUUCUCACACUGGUGAACAACCUCAAGACCUCCGUGGUAUACAGCCUAAGCGCUUAUGCGACGAGUUCUUUUGCAGGUCAUUCACUUUUGACCGUCAUCAAUAUCGUGGCAUCUUCAAUGACAGGCGCAGUUUAUAUUCCUAUGGCAAAAGCGCUGGACCUCUGGGGUCGCGCGGAAGGUAUUCUUUUGAUGACAGGGUUCUGUAUCCUGGGCAUAGUCAUGUUGGCUGCAUCCCAUAACCUUCCCACCUACUGUGCUGGGCAGGUAUUCUACUCAGUCGGGUUCGGAGGUCUCGCCUACAGUUGGAAUGUUCUGGCAACCGAUGUGACAAACCUGAGGAAUCGAGGACUGGCAUUUGCUUUUACCUCCUCUCCGGCAAUUAUAUCAGCUUUUGCUGGGUCUAAAGCUGCAGAAGGAUUUCUCGCUAAUGUUAAUUGGCGAUGGGGUUACGCAGUGUGGGCAAUUAUCUUGCCAGCGUUUGCCUUGCCCAUAUAUUUUAUGCUGGCCUACAAUCUGCGCAGAGCCGAGAAAGAAGGCAUUCUCGUCAGGGAAAGAAAGGCCUGGACUUUCAACCUCGAAACGGUAUGGUGGUUUAUCAAAGCAUUCGACUUGAUGGGGGUGUUCCUGUUUGCUGGCGGCAUGGUGGUAUUCCUUCUUCCAUUCACUCUGGCCAGUAUGGCACCCCAUGGCUGGCAGACUGGCUAUAUCAUUGCCAUGAUUGUGAUUGGGCUGGUCCUACUCAUCUCAUUUGGGCUUUAUGAGACCUACCUUGCCCCAAUACCGUUCCUGAACUAUAAAUUCCUCACCGAUAGGACCGUUUUAGGCGCAUGUCUCCUUGAUAUGACAUACCAGAUCUCUUACUACUGCUACGCCGUCUAUCUCCCGUCAUUUCUGCAAGUGGUGUACAAUUUGGACGUGGCCACAGCUGGAUACGUUGGAAAUACCUUCAGUAUUGUGGCAUUUGUCUUCUUGUUCUUCGCUGGCUGGCUCAUCCGUGUGACGGGUCGCUUCAAGUGGAUUCUCUGGAUCUGUGUACCGCUCUACAUCUUUGGACUUGGCCUCAUGAUUCAUUUCCGUCAACCUGGUGGAUACAUUGGAUACAUUGUCAUGUGUGAGGUUUUUUUCUCUGCCGCCGGCAGCAUUUUCAUCCUGUGUGUGCAGCUCGCCGUCCUUGCUUCGGUCGAUCACCAACAUGUUGCCGCGGUCCUUGCCUUGCUUUUCGUGAUGGGAAGUAUUGGCGGAUCGAUUGGCAGUGCUAUCUGUGGAGCUAUUUGGACCAACACAUUCUUAAAAAAGCUGGCGGAAACUCUUCCAGAAUCAGCAAUGCCCAAUUUGUCUCUCAUUUACUCGAGUCUUCCCCAGCAGCUCAGCUAUCCAGUUGGAACCCCCGAGCGAGACGCCAUUGUGAAAGCCUAUGGCUAUGCCCAACCAAGGAUGCUUGCAGCUGGUACUGCAUUCAUGGCUUUGGGCUUCAUAUGGGUUGGUAUGAUGAAAAAUCUGAAUGUCAAGAACAUGACACAGACAAAGGGGAACGUUUUUUAA
This is a messenger RNA of Penicillium coprophilum, 1563 nucleotides long. Its product is annotated as Major facilitator superfamily domain general substrate transporter. Gene Ontology annotation, molecular function: transmembrane transporter activity. The record is from RefSeq and is a predicted model, not a curated record. The transcript has 4 exons. Lineage: Eukaryota; Fungi; Ascomycota; Eurotiomycetes; Eurotiales; Aspergillaceae. Gene Ontology annotation, biological process: transmembrane transport. Bases 1 to 1563 code for a protein of 520 amino acids.